Messenger RNA from Aspergillus chevalieri, 2979 nucleotides. RefSeq lists its product as uncharacterized. The record is from RefSeq and is a predicted model, not a curated record. Lineage: Eukaryota; Fungi; Ascomycota; Eurotiomycetes; Eurotiales; Aspergillaceae. The transcript is spliced from 2 exons. Gene Ontology annotation, biological process: recombinational repair. Gene Ontology annotation, cellular component: nucleus. Bases 1 to 2979 code for a protein of 992 amino acids. Gene Ontology annotation, molecular function: 3'-5' DNA helicase activity; hydrolase activity; ATP binding.
AUGAAUCCCAAUGUUUCCGAUGCCCCCGACCCGCAAGUAAUCCUUAACGACCUAAACCCCGCCCAACGAACCGCCGUCUCCUCCCCCUCCCCAAUCCUCCAAGUCCUCGCCCCCCCGGGCUCCGGCAAAACCAAGACCCUAACCGCGCGCGUCGCGUACCUCCUCGCCCACCAUGGCUACCGCCCACAAGACGUCAUCUGCUGCACAUUCACAAUCAAGGCCAGUCGCGAGAUGCGCGAGCGGAUUGCGAGGUUGAUUGGGGGACGGGUGGAGGCGAGAUUGGUGCUGGGGACGUUCCAUUCGAUUUGUCGGCGUUAUUUGGUGAGUUAUGGGUAUUUGAUUGGGUUGCAGAGGGGAUUUGGGAUUGCGGAUUCGAGUGAUAGCUUGGCGAUUAUUAGGAGGAUCGUGCAGCGCGGGAAGCUUGGUAUUCAGCCUAAUACAGCGAGGGCGAGGAUUUCGCAUCAGAAGGCCCAUGGGGUUGAUCCGGAGCAAGCUGCGGCGAAGUAUGGAAAUCAAAAGAUUGUGGAACAGCAGGAGUUUGUCCGGGUUUACUACGAGUACGAGAAGGAACUGGCGACAUGCAAUCUACUGGACUAUGAUGAUUUACUUCUGCGUUGUGUCGAGCUGCUCCGACACCAUCCGCACUGCGUGUCGAAUGUCCAGGCCGUUCUCGUCGAUGAAUUCCAAGAUACGAAUCACAUUCAAUACGAAUUGAUGAACCUCUUUGCUUCGGCCAACAGACGCAUCACGGUCGUCGGAGAUCCGGACCAGAGUAUCUACGGAUUCCGGUCCGCGGAGAUCAAGAACCUCGCGCGCAUGCAGAAACUAUACAGAGACACGUCCGUCGUCCUUCUAGAAGACAAUUACCGCUCGUCUGGGUCAAUCCUGAACUCCGCGCAAGAUGUUAUCGAGCAGGAUACCUCCAGACCCGCGAAGAAACUGCAGCCGACACACAGCGUUGGAACACUGCCUGUGCUGCGCAAACUACCCACCGCCGUAGCAGAAGCACAAUGGAUUGUGCUUGAGAUCCAGAGGUGCAUAGCUAUGACGGGGAAUCUCCUCAAGUAUUCCGAUUUCGCUAUCUUGCUUCGUUCCGCAGCUCUGUCGCGGCAGAUCGAGUCUGAGAUGGGAAAGGUCGGAAUGCCUUAUAGAAUGGUUGGAGGACUGAGGUUUUUCGACAGAGUUGAGAUUAAGAUACUUCUCGAUUAUAUGAGAGUCGUGAGCUCGCCUGGGAAUAGCGAGGCACUCAUGCGCAUCAUUAAUGUCCCACCUAGGAGAAUCGGUGAUGAAACGACUCGGAUGCUCGUGAACGGAGCUCAGAAGGCAAAUCUAUCUUUAUGGGACUUUAUCAGAGGCGUUGCACAGGGCCACAAAUCGACCGAGAAGGCCUUGUCGAAACUGACGGAUCAAGGUCUUUCAUCAUUUGUCGGCAUUAUCGAGUCUUCUCGACAGAAGCUGCAGGAAUAUGCCGACGGUACUGCACCAAGGAAACUUCUCGAUUUUAUUAUCAAAAAAAUUUCUUUCCGGGACUAUCUCACGGCGACGCACGGCCAGAAUGAGGAGAACCGAUGGGCCAACGUCGAGGAACUACUGAACCAAGCAAGCGAUAUACCAAGUCCAAAUGAAGAAGAGGAGGAAGGAGACCUCCCUCCAAUCGAAGGUCUCGAGCAACAACAGGCCCAUCCCGGCGAGGAUGCAUUGUCUCACUUCUUGGCGAAUGUAGCCCUUUCAACAGAAGUCCUUCCACAUAAUAACGAGAACGAACAGGAAGGGGAACAACAACCAGACGAAAAGGUCACUAUUUCCACGAUUCAUGCGGCAAAAGGUCUUGAAUGGCCGGUCGUGUUUGUGCCGGCGGUGUAUAAUGGAAUUAUUCCCCACUCGCGAGCAGAAGACCAAGAUGAAGAAAGGCGAUUGCUUUAUGUGGCCAUGACCAGAGCGCAGGCGCUCCUCUAUUUAAGCGUGCCUCUUCGCAUCUCUCGAAGCGGCGAGGAAUCGGAAACAUCUCCAACAAGCUUCAUCCCACCAAAGAUCAUCGAGACGCGUUUUCGCCCUACUGGCCCGAGUUUACAAGAGAAGGCUGUUUAUAUGAUUGCUGAUAUCCUACGUCGGCCACAACCCGCUUCUGCAGAUAUGCUGAAGGCACAAACGGAAAUCUCGUCUACACUCGACGAUCGAUGGACGGCAGAUGGCAAAAGACAUGCGGACCUUGUGACUAAGUGGGACGGCUCUAUCGCAGGCGAGGAGCCUUGUCCCAAGAGACGGAGAUAUGAUCAGAAUUCGGGUCAGUCGACGACUACAUACAUGACUGGGUUUACGAUGGGCAAUCCGUCGAACUUUUCCGUCCCAACCACGAUGUCUUCUGGAUUUUCCACGGCUCGAGAGUAUAUAGCGACGUCAACUAAAGCAGAGCAAGAGUCGAAGAGCGAGGCUACAGAUAAAGCCAAGGCCAACAGCGCAGCAAGUCGCAAACCUGGUCUUUCACAAGGAACCAUAUCGAGCUUUUUCUGGCAGCCUUCAAAACCUAAAGCACCGCAGCCGUCACAAAUGUCGCCCAGAAAUCAAGCUGGACAGCAAGCUGCAUCAAACCCAGCAUUCAAGAGCGUCCUCCCACCCCAGAUCCCGCCUCGUCGCCUCCCACAAGCGCAAACCCUCCAACCACCCCGUCCAGCUCUCGAACCAUCCGAUCCAAACAAUUACACGUGGCUCUCCACGCCCUCAAUGCCAGCCGGAAAACCGAUCCGAAGAAAGGCGACCUCUGAGGAAGAAAACGAGGCCCAGGCAGACCAGGGGACCAACGAAGUCCAAAGCAAUCCGGGCACAGUAAACAGCGUACGACCAGCGACCACGUUCCACACAACCACAAUGUCGAUGGUGCAGCAGCCAAGAAAGACGUUGGGGAUCCGACGGACGAUGAUGAACGGAUGGCAGGAACGGAUGAAGCGGGCGACCAAUGGGAAUGGGAAUUCGGGAUUAUGA